This is a messenger RNA of Conger conger (European conger), 3840 nucleotides long. It is a transcript of the gene ogdhl, whose product is annotated as oxoglutarate dehydrogenase L. Gene Ontology annotation, biological process: tricarboxylic acid cycle. The transcript is spliced from 23 exons. NCBI's taxonomy places the organism in Eukaryota, Metazoa, Chordata, Actinopteri, Anguilliformes, Congridae. The record is from RefSeq and is a predicted model, not a curated record. Gene Ontology annotation, molecular function: thiamine pyrophosphate binding; oxoglutarate dehydrogenase (succinyl-transferring) activity. The coding region runs from base 182 to 3190 and encodes 1002 amino acids. Gene Ontology annotation, cellular component: oxoglutarate dehydrogenase complex; mitochondrion.
CGUGUAGCCAAGGUUGCUGAAUUCUGUCAGAAGGAGAUUAGUGGGGUUUUACGUUAGAUGGGGGUUAGCAGCGCAAGACGGAAAGAAAAAUAGAUCACGAUCCGGUGUCCCAUGGCAUUGCGGAGCUGUGAUGUUCUGGGCACCGGUAUUCAAGUGUGCUUGCUGCCUGGGCUGAGUGGAAAUGAGCCGGAUUAGAGCGCUCACUGGGCUCCUGAGGGGCCGCGGUCUGUGUUGGCUGAGGGGCCACACUGUCCCCCGCCGCGGGUGCUCCUCCCGGGCCCCAGAGCCCACUCUCACAAGCUCCAGCUAUGUGGAGGAGAUGUACUACGCCUGGCUGGAAAACCCCAAAAACGUGCAUGCGUCUUGGGACGUCUUUUUCCGGAACUCACACGUCAGCGCUGCACCUGGAGACGUACCUGACCCCCACCCCUCCAGCCUGCUCCAGGGCCGGGCCCUGUCCCAGACCCCUGCGCUGGCCCAGAAGGUGGUGGAGGAUCACCUGGCUGUGCACACACUCAUCAGGGCCUAUCAGAUUCGUGGACACCAUGUGGCCCAGUUGGACCCUCUUGGGAUUCUGGAUGCUGAUCUGGACAGUUUUGUUCCUUCAGAUUUAAUUACCACCAUUGACAAGCUGGCAUUUUAUGGGCUGCUGGAGUCCGAUUUGGACAAGACCUUCCAGCUGCCUGCGACUACGUUCAUCGGAGGGAGUGACACCACGCUGCCGCUCAGGGAGAUCAUCCGCAGGCUGGAGAUGACCUACUGCGGUCACAUCGGAGUGGAGUACAUGUUCAUCAACAACGUGGAGCAGUGCCAGUGGAUCAGGAGCAAGUUCGAGACUCCGGGGGCAAUGCGGUUCUCUAACGAGGAGAAGAGGACCCUGCUGGCUCGACUGGUGCGCUCCACACGGUUUGAAGAUUUCCUGGCCAGGAAGUGGUCCUCUGAGAAGCGCUUUGGGCUGGAGGGCUGUGAGGUGCUGAUUCCUGCCUUGAAGACCAUCAUCGACGUGUCGAGUGAGGCCGGCGUGGACAGUGUCAUCAUGGGCAUGCCUCACCGAGGCCGGUUGAACGUCCUGGCAAACGUUGUGCGGAAAGAUCUAGAUCAAAUCUUCUGCCAGUUCGAUCCAAAGCUGGAGGCUGCAGACGAGGGCUCGGGGGACGUGAAGUAUCACCUGGGGAUGUACCACGAGCGAAUCAACCGCGUGACGAACCGGGACAUCACCCUGUCACUCAUGGCCAACCCCUCCCACCUGGAGGCGGUGGACCCGGUGGUGCAGGGCAAGGCCAAGGCCGUGCAGUUCUACCGGGGCGACGCCCAGGGCAAGAAGGUGAUGUCCCUCCUCAUUCACGGUGAUGCGGCGUUUGCGGGACAGGGGGUGGUCUACGAGACCUUUCACCUCAGCGAACUGCCCUCCUACACCACCCACGGCACCAUCCACGUGGUCGCGAACAACCAGAUCGGGUUCACCACUGACCCGCGAGUGGCCCGGUCCUCUCCGUACCCCACGGACGUGGCGCGGGUGGUGAACGCGCCCAUCUUCCACGUGAACGCAGACGACCCCGAGGCGGUGAUAUACGUGUGCAGGGUGGCUGCAGAGUGGAGGAGCAUCUUCAACAAGGACGUGGUGAUCGACCUGGUGUGUUACCGGCGUUUCGGACACAACGAGAUGGACGAGCCCAUGUUCACCCAGCCGCUGAUGUACAAGCAGAUCCGGCGGCAGGAGCACGUGCUGAAGAAGUACACCGACAAGCUGAUCUCCGAGGGCGCGGUCACCCUGCAGGAGUCUGAGGAAGAAAUUUCCAAGUAUGAUAAAAUCUGUGAAGAGGCAUAUGCACGUUCUAAAGAUGAGAAGAUUUUACACAUCCGCCACUGGCUGGACUCACCGUGGCCAGAUUUCUUCACGGCAGACGGGGAGCCGAAGAGCAUGACCUGCCCUCAUACAGGGUUAGAGGAAGAGGCCCUGCAGCACAUCGGCAACAUCGCCAGCUCUGUACCUACACCGGACUUUGCUCUACACCCAGGCGUGUGGCGUAUUCUGCGGGGUCGGGCGGAGAUGACCCAGAAGCGGUUGGUGGACUGGGCUCUGGGGGAGUACAUGGCGUUCGGCUCUCUGCUGCGGGAGGGGACUCACGUUCGGCUCAGCGGACAGGACGUGGAGCGCGGGACCUUCAGCCAUCGCCAUCAUGUUCUCCAUGACCAGGAAGUGGAUAAAAGGAUCUGUGUCCCCAUGAACCACCUGUGGGAAAACCAGGCAUCAUACACUGUGUGCAACAGCUCGCUGUCUGAGUACGGUGUCUUAGGCUUUGAGCUGGGUUUUGCCAUGGCAAGCCCUAAUGCUCUGGUGUGCUGGGAGGCCCAGUUUGGGGAUUUCCACAACACGGCCCAGUGCAUCAUAGACCAGUUCAUCGCUUCGGGUCAGGCCAAGUGGGUCCGCAACAAUGGCAUCGUCCUGCUGCUGCCCCAUGGCAUGGAGGGAAUGGGUCCGGAGCACUCUUCAGCCCGGCCAGAACGGUUCCUCCAGAUGAGUAAAGAUGACUCGGAUCGCUAUCCUGAAUUCUCCGGAGACUUCGAGGUCCAGCAGCUGUUUGACUGUAACUGGAUUGUGGUGAACUGCUCAACCCCAGCCAACUACUUUCAUGUCCUGCGGAGACAGAUCUUACUUCCAUUCCGGAAGCCGUUAAUUAUCUUUACCCCAAAAUCCCUGCUGAGGCACCCGGAGGCCAGGUCGAGUUUCGACGAUAUGACAGCAGGCACACGGUUCCAGCGCACCAUCGCAGAGCAGGGUCCUGCCGGGUCCAGUCCAGAGAGGGUGAAACGGGUCAUAUUCUGCACAGGGAAGGUGUACUAUGAACUGGCAAAAGAAAGAAAACAACAGGAUCUGGAACAUGAUGUUGCUAUAAUCAGGCUAGAACAGAUAUCACCGUUCCCCUUUGACCUGGUCAAAGCAGAGGUUGAAAAAUACCGUAAUGCAGAGCUGAUUUGGUGCCAGGAGGAGCACAAGAACAUGGGCUACUAUGACUACAUCAGACCACGUUUCCUCACGGUUCUCUCCAACCAUCGCCCAAUAUGGUAUGUUGGGCGUGAUCCGGCAGCAGCUCCAGCCACUGGGAAUAAAGCCACUCACCUGGCCGAGCUGAAGAGGUUCCUGAACACUGCUUUCAACCUGCAGGCCUUCCAGGGCAGGAGCUUCUGAACCCCACAGCGCAGACGCACAAUGCACACACAAUGCAGACGCACAGCGCAUAUGCACAGCAUAGACACACAAUGCAGGUGCACAAAGCAGACACACAAUGUAGACACACAAUGCAGGCGGACAAGGCAGACACACAACGCAGACACACAAUGCAGACACACAACGCAGACACACAAUGCAGACACACAAUGCAGACACACAGUACACGUGAUGCGCAUGCACAAUGCAAAGACAAUCUGCUCUGUUUGAUUUUCUGAAUUAAAACACCAGAUAAAAAAAAAGGCUAAAUAAUUAGCAGAUUCUUAUUUUUACAAUAUAAUGUAAUUAUAUUGUAAUUCACUUACCCACUGGUACUGCAGGGGCUCUUAUAACAGUGGAGCCUGCUGCAUGGUGAGUAUUAGAAUGGAGCUGUGGCAGUAAUUCAAUAGCUAUAUGUGGGUGUGGCCAUAUUUACUUCUAAAAUUUACUCAUGAAGAAUGAGGAAGCAAUGAUUCAAAUUACAUUUACAUUUUCAUUACAUUUAAAAAUUACAAUGAGAUGUAAUUGCACAAUCAAGGUAAUGUAAACCAUCCUGAAUAUAUGCAUAUUCAUGUAAAACAAGCACAGUUUUAAACAGUAACACAUUUUUAAAAAAUGUUUAAAAAAACUUG